Notothenia coriiceps (black rockcod) is the source of this 387-nucleotide messenger RNA. RefSeq names its product myeloid leukemia factor 2 (gene mlf2). The transcript is spliced from 4 exons. The coding region runs from base 31 to 372 and encodes 113 amino acids. The record is from RefSeq and is a predicted model, not a curated record. NCBI's taxonomy places the organism in Eukaryota, Metazoa, Chordata, Actinopteri, Perciformes, Nototheniidae.
AGGGAUCCAUUUGCUGCUCACAGGCAGCAGAUGAGGAUGAUGUUCGGACCCUUCGGCAUGGAUCCCUUUGCUCUCACCCCCGCGAUACAACCCCCCCGCGCCCCUCGCAGACAGGCUGGUGCCAUGACCCCCUUCGGCAUGAUGGGAAUGGGUGGUGGUGGAGGUGGUGGAGGAGGGUUCAUGGAUAUGUUUGGCAUGAUGGGAGACAUGAUGGGAAACGUGGAAAGAAUGUCCGGCUCAUCGAACUGUCAGACGUAUUCCUCUUCGACGAUGAUCUCCUACUCCUCUUCAGAUGCGGGGCCUCCUGAAGUUUAUCAGCAGACGAGUGCGACGAGAACAGGACCAGGAGGGGUGAGGACAACUGAUGAUUAAAUACUUUUCAAUUCA